AUGCUAGACUUUUACCUCAUUAUCCAUUUUCUUCUUCCAGUGAUACAAUGUCUCAUCGGAGUUUUAGCAAAUGGCAUCAUUGUGAUUGUGAAUGGCAUUGAGUUGAUCAAGCAGAGAAAGAUGAUUCCGUUGGAUCUCCUUCUUUCCUGCCUGGCGAUUUCCAGGAUUUGUCUGCAGUCAUUUAUCUUCUACAUUAAUCUGGUUACUCUCUCCUUGAUCGACUUCCUUCCACUUGUUAAGAAUUUUGCGGUAUUCAUGUUUGUAAAUGAAAUGGGACUUUGGCUGGCCACAUGGCUCGGCGUUUUCUACUGCGCCAAGAUCUCCCCCAUCGCUCACCCACUCUUCUUCUGGUUGAAGAUGAGGAUAUCCAAGUUGGUGCCAUGGCUGAUCAUCGGGUCUCUGCUUUUUGCCUCCGUCCCUUUGGUUUUCUACAGCAAGCAUACGUGGGUUCUUUCCCAAGAAGUCUUGUUGAGACUUUUCUCCCCAAAUGCAACAACUCAACUCAGAGAAACAUCUGAUUUACAGAUUGUCUUUCUUGCUAGGUUUUCACCGCCGUUCGUUAUCUUCCUCAUUUCUACUCUGCUCCUGGUGUUUUCUCUGGGGAGACAUACCUGGCAGAUGAGAAACACAGCGACGGGCACCAGGGACAGUAGCACAGGUGUCCAUGUGAGUGCGCUUCUGUCCAUUCUGUCCUUCUUGGUCCUCUAUCUCUCCCACUACAUGACGGCUGCUUUGCUCUCUUCUCACAUUUUUGAGCUCAGAAGCUUCAUGUUUCUGUUCUGUAUCUUGGUGUUUGGGUCCUACCCUUCGGGACACUCUAUUAUCUUAAUUUCGGGAAAUCCUAAACUGAAACAAAAUGCGAAGAAGUUCCUCCUCCAUGGGCAGUGCUGCCAGUGA
Molecule: messenger RNA, 897 nt
Organism: Neofelis nebulosa (Clouded leopard)
Lineage: Eukaryota; Metazoa; Chordata; Mammalia; Carnivora; Felidae
Gene: TAS2R1
Product: taste 2 receptor member 1
Exons: 1
Coding region: 1-897 (298 amino acids)
Biological process (GO): sensory perception of taste; G protein-coupled receptor signaling pathway; detection of chemical stimulus involved in sensory perception of bitter taste
Cellular component (GO): membrane
Molecular function (GO): G protein-coupled receptor activity; bitter taste receptor activity
Source: RefSeq, a predicted model, not a curated record